AUGGUAUUAUUUAGAUAUUCAUUAGAACUUUGUUCUCGAUAUCGUUUAUUAUCUCAACAAACUCGAUUUCUACAUCGAUCAACAUAUCUUUUAGCACGUGGUAUUCGUCAUUCUGUUGAACAUCCACCAAUAUCAACAUCAUCAUUUACAAAUUUAGAUCAAAAUAUAUCAAUAGAUAAUGAUGAUAAUAAUAAUAAUAAUAAUCAAAUGUCUAUACAAGAACAAUUUGCUCGUCUCGAAUUACAACGACUUGAACAAGAAUCAAAACAGAUUAAAGAUGAAUCUAGUUCAUUUGUAGAUGAAGAUAAUUUAAAUCAAGAAGAAUUUGAAAAUGAAGAAAAAUUAUCACGACCAUUCAUUGAUCCAAGUACAACAAGUAUUAUUCUUUUUCCUGGUCAAGGUACACAAUUUAUUGGUAUGGGACAACAAGUUAUUAAUUAUCCAAAUGUUAAAGAAAUGUUUAAUAUUGCUCAUCGAAUACUUGGUUAUGAUCUUUAUUCUAAAUGAAAAUCAACAUUCUAUGAUAUAUUAAGUGGUUGUAUCUCCACUAAAAGAUAUAAAGCUCGAAUAAUGAUUGAUGAAACAAUUGAAUUACCUAAUGGAUUUCAUAAUAUUGAAUCGCUCCGAACAGUUGUACUUCAAGAUACACAAAUGGAUUUUUGUUCUUCAAUUUAUACAAUGAUCACUGACUCGGAAUACGAUUGUCAAUCAGUUAUUUCACGCGAAGACGAAGAAUGA
Molecule: messenger RNA, 738 nt
Organism: Rotaria sordida
Lineage: Eukaryota; Metazoa; Rotifera; Eurotatoria; Philodinida; Philodinidae
Source: the annotation of a GenBank genome assembly